Molecule: messenger RNA, 1720 nt
Organism: Trichoderma harzianum CBS 226.95
Lineage: Eukaryota; Fungi; Ascomycota; Sordariomycetes; Hypocreales; Hypocreaceae
Exons: 1
Coding region: 292-1419 (375 amino acids)
Biological process (GO): protein phosphorylation; positive regulation of Ras protein signal transduction
Molecular function (GO): protein serine/threonine kinase activity
Source: RefSeq, a predicted model, not a curated record
AAAUCUUGCCCAUUACUCAUACGGCGACGGAGUACUAACUAACUCUCUUCAUACCUAUUCAUGACUUGGUCUCUAUAUUCUGGGCAUUUUGGAUGAAACUUUUUCAGAUGAUUUCUCAUUCGUCUGUGAAUUCGCCACGUUGCUUUGGAUGUGCGCCUGACAUGAUAGGAUGAUAAUACACUGGGCAACAGGAGUCACCGGAGACUGGAGUUUCAAAUUCGUCGCGUCGGUCUGAAUAAGUCGAAAGAAAGGAAUCCGGCACGUUGAGUCACAGAAAAAGAAAGGGAAAAAAUGCCACAGAACCUACGAUCCAUCCUGGGCAAAUCCAACCGGGUGAGGAAGCCCAGCAGGCCAAGCCCUGCCAGACAGAGCUCUACAAGCACCGCAAAGGCUUCUUCAUCCCAGUCUCCCCGGAAGGCCAAGAGGCCGGCGGCGAAAAAUGACUUGGAUGCAGAGUUUCAGGACAAGCUCUCGGACGUGGGAGUCGUCAAGCUGCUCCAGGAGGAGCUGACGCUGAGAGACGUGGUCCAGGCGAUGCGAUAUGUUCGAAACGGCAUGUUCACGCCCGUUCCGCCUACGGGGUUCAAGUCUACGCGGUCGGCUGAGAUUCUCAACUACAGGCUGACGGUGCCGCCCAUCGUCACGCUGGGCCACCUGAAUGCGAUCCUGACUUCGCCGUCAAAGGUGGAGCGCGAGGUGGUCGAGCUCUCUAGGAGCGGCGUGCUGCGCAAAGUGAGGGUCGAGCGGCGAGGCGGCAUGGGCGAGGCCCUGAUCGAGGCGUCGGAUCUGGAGGCCAUGGUGCGCAAGACGGGCAUGUCUGAAGGGGCCAAGGAGCAGUUUCUCGAGUUUCUGAAGAAUAAUCCUACGGCCCAGACGAUUCCUAGGGGCGCCGUGACGCAUGCACAGACGGACGAGCUGGUGAGAGCGGGAUUCUUGACGAGCUCGCUAAAGGCCGCGCCGGGGACGACACUUCAUGUCCGUCCCGAGGACCGCACGACCUUGACUUCUAUCCAUCACGUGUCUCGCUUUGCCUCUGGGAGCGUCUCGGCAGUGGGAGGCCAGAAUGCGCUUCAUCUUGCGGGCGGUAGCGGCGGCGCGCCGACCUUGACGGGAUCAUCGCUGGCUUCAUCAGAGGCGUCCGACUUCCGCAUCGCGGUGCCGGGACACGGGCGGUAUCUCAAGCUCGCGGAGGGGGCGGUGGACUGGCUUCGCGAGUUGCUGGACAAGACGAGAUGGGGCGAGGCGCCGGAGGCCUGGUUCCGAGAGCGGUUUGAAGGAGGAGGUCUUUACGGGACGCGGUGGAAGGACUUUUGGGGCGUCGAGUGGGAGUGGGUGCUGGGGCAGGCGGUUGGGCUGGGCAUCGUUGAGGUUUUUGAGACGGGGAGUGUUGGAAGGGGAGUGAGGGCGUUGGGAGGGUGAUUAUUUCGACACAUGUGGCGUUGAAGGGGGGUCCCUGGGGUGUAUAAGUGAGAAAUCGUUUAUGCCAAUAAUGAUAGCCGAGAUGGCGAGUGAUGAGCCUGGUAGGGCUGGUGAGGAGGAUAUUUGCCGAGAUAUCAAUGUCUUGCUUGCAUGUAGUUGAAUGGAGUUGGGACACGAUGUUAGUGGAAUCUGCUUAGCCGGAUGAAUGAUUUACAUAUCACCUUGAUGUUAUUUUCCGCUAUACCUUGUAUAUGGAAAUUUCUCGUGAUGGACUACAAGAUGGAGGAUUGGGAGUAUGAUA